Molecule: messenger RNA, 831 nt
Organism: Candidozyma haemuli
Lineage: Eukaryota; Fungi; Ascomycota; Pichiomycetes; Serinales; Metschnikowiaceae
Product: ditrans,polycis-polyprenyl diphosphate synthase
Exons: 1
Coding region: 1-831 (276 amino acids)
Cellular component (GO): endoplasmic reticulum membrane; dehydrodolichyl diphosphate synthase complex
Molecular function (GO): ditrans,polycis-polyprenyl diphosphate synthase [(2E,6E)-farnesyl diphosphate specific] activity
Source: RefSeq, a predicted model, not a curated record
AUGGCCUUGGAAGUAACAAAAGUGGUCUCUUGGGCCCAGCAUAGCGUCUCCCACAUGGUGCUUCUUGCAUUGUUUUUCCUCAUGUCCAUCAUACGAAACCUUGAGUACGUCUACCACAAGACAUACCUUCGUUUCCUCUCCAUCACGUACUACCCGAAUAAGCUGCCCCUGGUUAUUCGGAAUGACGUGACCCAGUUGUCGAAAAUCCCUAAGCGCUUGAGCUGUAUUAUCAGCAUGCGUAGCGAGGAUAACGAGAAUGGUGGUAUUGAAGGUGCUGUUUCAGACAUCGCUGAGUUGGCCGCCUGGUGCUUGAGUGCUGGUAUUCCUAGUUUGACUAUCUAUGAGGAGACGGGUGCUGUGAAACCACACUUGGCUGAGUUGGAUCGUUAUAUUACGAAGAACCUUCGUGCCUACUUUGGUAUCCCUACUCCAGCAUUCACCUUGAGGGUGCCUCACUCGAAUACCACUGUUGCAUCGGGCACCAAGACAGACGGCCAGCCUACGUUGGAUAUCUCAUUGCUUUCUCGUGUCGACGGCAAGCCUACUAUUGUGGAGCUUACCAAGACCAUGAGCGAGCUUACUGCCAACCGGGAGUUGUCUGUCAAGGAUAUCACAGUGCAGCUUAUUGAUGAGGAACUCAGCGAGCUUGUGGGCCCGGAGCCCGACCUCCUCAUCUGCUUCGAUCCUGUUUUGGAUUUGCAUGACUACCCACCUUGGCACCUUCGUUUGAGCGAGUUGUACUGGGAUCCAGACAACGAUAGCGUUGGCUACCCAGUGUUCAUUCGUGCAUUGAGGCAGUUUGCCAACUGUAAGGUGAAUGUGGGUAAGUAG